AUGGCGCUGGUGCCCUACGAGGAAGGCCGGGCGCUGCAGGGCCUGCGCAGGCCGACGGCCACGUACCGCUUCGCGGGGCGCACCGUCCGCAUCCGGCAGGACUGGGAGCGGCGCGGUGUAGCGGCCGUGGUGUGGGACGCGGCUGUCGUCCUGUCUGCUUAUCUGGAGAUGGGAGGCAUCGAUCUCAGGGAUCGGUCGGUGAUUGAGCUGGGAGCUGGAACUGGAUUGCUGGGAAUAGUGGCCACACUGUUGGGUGCUCACGUUACCAUCACAGACAGGGAGCCAGCACUAGAAUUCCUGGAGCUGAACGUGUGGGCUAACUUACCUUCUGAACUACACCCGAAGGCUGUGGUGAAGGAACUAACUUGGGGAAAAGACCUAGGCAACUUCUCUCCGGGAGCAUUUGACUUCAUUCUGGGGGCAGACAUCAUUUAUCUCGAAGAAACUUUUGAGGAACUGCUUCAGACAUUGGAGCACCUGUGCUCAGAGCAAACUGUGAUUCUUCUUUCCUGCCGUAUCCGCUAUGAACGGGAUAGCAACUUCUUGAAGAUGCUGAAAGGCCGUUUCUCUGUAAAUGAGGUCCACUAUGAUUACACUGCUUUUACAAUCAGCAACCUUUCUGAGAGCAGGCAGAAAAGAUCAGCUUUGGCUGCUUCUAGACUCAGGAGUGAACCACACCAGCUGUGUAGGGCUCGAGGACAGGAGCAAUGGCCCCGUUGGGUAAGUACUGAGAGCAGCUCUCUGCAAUGACAUCUGUAAGCCUGAGGCAAAACCAAAUGCUCCUGUCCCGACUGAUUGGUCCCAGGCAAGCUUCUGAUCUAGAAUGAGAUGACUACAUUAAUGGUUCAGCAGCUGCAUGGCAAUUACACUGACACCCUGCCCAGGCACUUUCUGCCACUGUGUUUAUCCUAAACUUGAAAAAAUCAGUGAGAUUCUCUUUUGGGUGGUUCCACUGCAUCACUCCUGGUUUGCAAUAUCAUGUGAACGCAACUGGAUGGAGGACUUGUUGGUGCAGUUGUCCCAGGGUAGUGACGCAGUGCAUAAACAGACUUUUGACAGUAAAAAACCACUCACCCUAGGGGGAGGAUCCAAGACACAGAGAAGUGAUCGGGUAGACGUGAACAUACUGUGAUUUUCUGCAACCGUCUCUGAAAUGUGCCAUUCUGUGAGGGAACAAACUGCAGCGUCAUUGCAAAACCGGUGCUUCAUUAUUACGAAGACAGAGUAGAAAAUUCAGCUCUGUAUCUUACAGACAAAGAGCUUCAAGGUGCCUCAGCACCAGAAGUAUCAGGUUUACUGGAUGAUGUACUGACUGCAGAGGGACCUGUGUUACCUGAUUCCUUCAGUGUGAAGUUCAAGACAAACUGCAUUUUUAUCUUACAAACUAACCUGCCUGGGAUUCCCCUCAUUGCAGAGAUGUGGAUUUUGUGAACAAAUAUAGGAACAGCACUAUGAAAGUGCUUAGUUAUGAAAACCACAAAAUCCCACUCAUAAUGAGUCGACCUUUCUUCUUUCCCUUGGUGCAUUGCAUCAGUGAUGGAUUUGUUCUGGCUUUUGUCCCGUGGUUUGAUCCAACCUUGCAGAUUACAUAAUCAAUUUGUGAUCUUUGUAAUGUUUGCUGCCUUCUCUUCUGUUCUCAAAAUCAGCAGUACAUGGCUUAAGAGGAAUGCUUAGAAGUGGGAAAGAUAGCAUAUUUAAACUGUGAAAGGAAAAAAAUCUUUCACACAUUAUUAAACAACAGAACUAAGUACCACCAAAACAGAUACAAGAAAGGAAGUUUAAAAAUAAGUAUCAGAAGUGGAAGAUUGGAACUUUGGAAGAAUGGAACUUUGUCUUCAGGAUUUACCCUCUAAUUAAUUCAAAUUGAUUGAGAUUUUAAAAGCACUCUGUUUGGGAAAAUACUCAUGAAUACUUACAGCACGCCAUGUCAUGAGGAUACCAUCGACUGCUUAAAAUGUGCCCUUUCCUGCAUUCCUAUCUAGCUCUGCCUCUCGAUUAGUGCAAAGGGAAAAUCCUGCUCAAAAAAGAGACUUUUUAGAGUUUUUUAAAGCAUGUUUAUGUGACUGCACAUAAAUGUUUGUGUAAAAAGGGAGUUAUGACAGUUUAUACCACAAAGGUUACAGUAAGAAAAAGCACGUCUUUAUGACAAUAAUUCACAAAUUCACAAGAAUCACUUUAAUAUACAAAGCAAUUACUACCAUUCUGAAAACAUAAAGCAGCUAAUAUGUACAUAGU
This is a messenger RNA of Lagopus leucura (white-tailed ptarmigan), 2235 nucleotides long. It is a transcript of the gene METTL21A, whose product is annotated as methyltransferase 21A, HSPA lysine. The transcript is spliced from 4 exons. The record is from RefSeq and is a predicted model, not a curated record. Gene Ontology annotation, molecular function: protein-lysine N-methyltransferase activity. Bases 1 to 750 code for a protein of 249 amino acids. Lineage: Eukaryota; Metazoa; Chordata; Aves; Galliformes; Phasianidae. Gene Ontology annotation, biological process: peptidyl-lysine methylation. Gene Ontology annotation, cellular component: cytosol; cytoplasm.